Molecule: messenger RNA, 2338 nt
Organism: Hylaeus volcanicus
Lineage: Eukaryota; Metazoa; Arthropoda; Insecta; Hymenoptera; Colletidae
Product: cilia- and flagella-associated protein 36
Exons: 7
Coding region: 28-1059 (343 amino acids)
Cellular component (GO): ciliary base; axoneme
Source: RefSeq, a predicted model, not a curated record
AUAAUAAAAUUCCCGCAUCAGUGCAUAAUGAACGACAAAGACGACAGCGCCUGGGUCUUCGACUCCCUGAUCGGGUUUCUUCAGGGCCCGGUUUGGUCCGCGCCUCUGAUUACCUUCAUAGAGGAAAAGUCGCUCAUAUUCGAAGCGGACAUAGAGGAAAACGACGAGUACCAGAAGAUAUAUCAAGAGUACAAAAAUUUGGUGGAUUUAUUGCUCGGUUGUUUCAUGGAAGACAUGGGAAUCACUCCGGAGCAAUUCGAGUACGCUUGUACCGUGAACAAAUACACGAAAAUGCCUAUACAGUUCCAACAAAACCUGUUCGAGCAGAUAUGGGCUGCGAACGAGUACGAGAUAUUCAAGAGGAUGAUGAUACAGAAGAACUUGGAACUGCAGUUGCAGGCUCUGAACGUGAUCGAGCAGAAGUACGGUCUGACGCCAGCCUCCUUGAUGUAUGAAACGGACGGAUCGCACGACGACACCUUGGUCAUGGAAGAAAUAAUUCAGAAACACGCUCUGGACGAUGAUCCAGAGGAAGAGCAGGAUAUAGAGGCGUCGGAGACGUCGCUGAUCAAGGAGCACGAGCGGUUGACGGCCAAAUACAACAACGAGAGAGCCCUGUUGGAAGAAGCUCUGAAGGCGUCGCAGCAGGACAAGACGCCGGAAACGGAGUCCCUGUCGUCGCCAACUGAGGAAGAAGAUAAAGAACAUGAUGAAAUAGAGAGUACUUCGAAAGUAGAAAGAACGAUCCCGCUCGAACCGACGUCGUCGGACGAGUCGAAAUCGGAAGAACAAAAUGUGUCGGAGGAGGACAUGAAGAAGAGGCAGGCUUAUCUGAAGGCCAGACGAGACAAGUUGGUGGCCUUGAAGAAGGAGGCGAGAAGUCAACGGCUAGAGAUGAAUUCGACGCGACCGAGUUCAGCCAGGACGGUCGCCGAAGCGACCAUAAAGGGGGAACGAGAACUAAAAUUACCGAUACCUCUGGAACCGUCCAUACUUCAAGUACGCAAAGCACUCGCGGCUCGCCUCCAAGCCGAGGUUGUGCGUAAGCAAACGAACUAAUAAUAAUCCUCGGAAAUUUUGCGUACCGAUUUCACUGAACUUCGCGAUCAUGCGAGAGGUAAGCUCGCGAUGAUAACGUUUCGCCGUGAAAAUGGUAAGGAUAGAUUUUUAGAACUUGAACAGGGCGACGGGAAUAUUUCUUCUCGGCGAAUUAAAGUAUAAAGUAUAAAAAGCUCGAAUGAAAUAAUAACGCUGUACGUCGUAAUGGGUAAAAUACCGAGCCGAAUUAUAAAAUAGAGGUGCCUUAUAGACGCGUCCGAAACGAUGAAGGAAUGAGGAAUUCUCCUAAAAGCUGUUUAGUUUUACAUGAGUUCUUGGUAAAUGCGUUCUUGGUAAUUGCAUCGACGGGGAUAGUACUUUCUAAGUAAAGCGUUAGAAACAUAGCGUUACGGUUGCACUAUUUCCGCUCGUAAGUACCGAUGAAAUCAUACAAAGAUUUUAAGGUCAUUUGCACUAUUUCCUCUCGGGCGUUCGACGCGUCUUUCGAUUUGAUCGUUGGUAAAAUUAAGUUACAACCAAAAUGAAUGUUUCGUUGUAAUUAUUUGCACGGCUGUCAAGAAAAUCCGAUCUAUAUAAAUAAAAAGCGGAACGGUUGCGUUUACUGUUCGGGUGCGUCACCGAUACUUUGUAAAUCGUCAGUUUCCUAUACUCACGCGCAUAGUUGUAUCCGCUCGGAUUCCCUUUUACGUAAAUACAAAGAAAACGUGAAACAACGUAAAUCGUGUAACGUUAAAAAUGCUUCAGCGAAAGAGACAAGCGGCAAUGUACGUUGAAAAAUCUUUUUUUACAUAUAAUUAUCUAAUAGCAUAAGUAUUAUAAAUCACAAUGACGGUAGAACUAAAACUGAUGACGAUUACAUCCAUACAAAGGAACGCAUUUUCCUUCCGAUUAAACAUUGAGUUUGCCUACUAUGACAAUCUUUGCCGUUUCGGGGAAGGUGUUACCUCCGUGUCCUCAUCUUCUUCAUCCGAAUCACCCUCGUAAUCGACUAAGCCCUGGAAGAUAUUUUAUUGAAUACGCAUUUUAAAUCAAGAAAUUAAUACGUCUACAAACUAUAAAACUGAAAUUUACCUUUUUAAAUAAUGCAGUACCAGUUUUUUCUACCGAGCCAAUAGGCGAAUUUGGAUUCACUUCCGAGAUUGCUGUUGCUGUUGCUGUUGAUGAUGACUUUUCGAAUCUGCAAGAGCAGGAUUAAGUGCGGAAUUUGAAGUUGACGACUGUUUCUUAGCUGAAGCCGGAGGCACAAGAUCUGCUGCUGCUGCGGGCACGACAGCUUCAC